This is a messenger RNA of Xiphophorus couchianus (Monterrey platyfish), 1436 nucleotides long. Its product is annotated as pentraxin fusion protein-like. NCBI's taxonomy places the organism in Eukaryota, Metazoa, Chordata, Actinopteri, Cyprinodontiformes, Poeciliidae. Bases 385 to 1212 code for a protein of 275 amino acids. The record is from RefSeq and is a predicted model, not a curated record. The transcript is spliced from 3 exons.
ACUCUAAACUUCUGAUUUUCUACUAGCAAAUUUUGAACUUUGCAAUCUCGGAAAUGUUCCAAUUUGUUCUAGAACAUUCCUCAGAUUGAUCUCAAAAUUUCUGAAUUUUAUUUUAGCAAAUUUUUGACUUUUUAAACUCAAAAAUGUUCAUGUCUUCUAGAACAUUUUUGAAAUUAAUCUAAAAAGUUCAGUUUUUUUGGAGAAAAUUUGCUCUUCCUUUUUGUUUGGCCUUGAUACGUUGUGGUGGCGGAAAUGCUAAUGCUAAUGCUAAUACGAGGCUCCAGGUGUUUUUCCUCUUUCAACCUGAUCAAAUCCCAGUCAGUAGACAAAUGUAAGGAGAUAUUUUGAAAACACCUACGUCUGAAGUCUCUGGUUCUGGGUGAAAUGGCCGACGGUCCUCCAGGCUCACACACCGGGUCCAUUGUCAUGGCGAUGACAUCAUCACUCUGUACCAGCGGGGAAGAGCUCUGGUUCCCACUGCAGAUGGGAGCAGCAGACCGAGCUGCUGGAGGAAAAACAAACCGCUUCAAAAUGGGCGUCAACGCUGUAACCAUGGUAACAGUUCUGCUCGCCUCUUUGACCCCUUCCUUCGCCACACAAGUGGGCCUCAGUGAGAAGGUCCUGGUCUUCCCGUAUGAGACGGACUUCAGCUUCGUGGCUCUGAUCCCUCAGAAGGAGAUGGCGCUGCGGGCCUUCACGCUCUGCAUGCGGGUGGCCACCGAGCUGCCCGAGGAGCGCCAGAUCAUCCUGUUCGCCUACCGCACCGCCGACUACGACGAGCUCAACGUGUGGCGCGAGAAGGAUGGCCGCGUCUCCUUCUACCUGAGCGGCGACGGCGUCUUCUUCCGCCUGCCGCCGCUCAGCACCUUCCGCACCAGCCUCUGCCUCACCUGGGAGUCGCGCUCCGGCCUGGCCGCCUUCUGGGCGGACGGCAGGCGCAGCACCUACCAGGUGUACAAACCGGGCCACAGCGUGCGGCCCAAGGGCACCGUGCUGCUGGGCCAGGACCCGGACAAACACCUGGGCGGCCUGGAGGCCACGCAGAGCUUCGUGGGCGAGAUGACGGACGUCAACAUGUGGGACUCUGUGCUUUCCCGGAGCAUGAUCCAGGCCUGGCACUACGGACACAAAGUCCCCAAGGGGAACAUCUUCGACUGGGCCAGCGUGGAGUACGAGCUGAGCGGCAACGUGCUGGUGGUGGACGACGACUGACGCGAUGCGGGGGACCCGGCGGGCCGAGGUCCGGCUGUGGAGGGCAGCACCGCACUGCUGCUGCUGGCGCCAGCCCUGUGGUGGUACGCAGGAAGAUUAGGGCCGGUCUGGGUGGAAUAAAAACACACAGGAGGACAUUUACACCAAAAACCUCAGCUUCAAAAGUCAAAAACUGACUUGAAAAGAAAUUUGAAGAUUAAUUUAAGAAAUUUUCUAGAAAAAAA